AUGAAAUCUCAAGAAGUGGUUGGAUGGUGGAUGCUGUGCUAUUCAGAUUUCUCUGUGCACUGUGAGCUAUCGUAUUGGAGUGCUUGUCAAAAAAAAGACAUGUACGGUGGUUCAGUGUGCCAUAGAUGUAGAUGCCCAUCAUCUCAUUUGCAAUCGCCAUCUUAUUCCUCUUCCUUCAUCUCAUUCACUUUCCAGCUUGCUGCCUUUAAUAAAGAGAAACUAUGUCUGACACCAAGGCUGUGACUGCAAAAAAUGGCACCGCACCCGAUGUGCUGAUCGCAGGUGCUGGACUCGGAGGCCUGCUGCUUGCCGCACUGCUGGAGCGAGUCGAUAUCCCGUACCAAAUCUUCGAACGUGCAUCGGAACUGCGUUCCCUAGGGGCGGCAAUCAGUAUCGGACCGAGCAUCCUUCCUGUUUUUGAACAACUCGGUCUGAUGGAAGAGUUAAAGAAAAUAUCUCUUCCAUGUAAUUCGCUUGACCUUUACAACGUCGAUGUCAAGAAGUUGGGGUCUUUCAAUCUGGGGGAGCAGAAAGCAACUACUGGAUAUAACACCAUCUUGAUCGCAAGACCACAGCUCUACGAGCUUUUGCGCAAGCAAGUGCCUGCCCAAAAAAUCAGUCUUGGAAAAAAAGUCCUCCGCAUAGAGGAAAGCGAUGGCAAGGUGCGCAUUUUUUGCGCAGACAAUUCAUCCUACAGCGGGGACAUUCUCGUUGGAGCAGAUGGUGCCUACAGUGCAGUGCGUCAAAGUCUUUACAAGAAUCUUGACAAGAAGGAACUCCUUCCUAAAAGCGACUUGGGUGAGCUUUCGGUCGGAUAUAUUAGUUUGGUAGGUAUUUCUGAGCCUCAGGAUCCAGAAAAAUACCCACAGCUGAAGGAUGACUUUUGCCAUUUUGCGCAAAUCCUUGGGCACAAAGGCAUGGGGUGGAGUGUGAUUAGCGUGCCAAACAACCAGAUCUGCUGGGGACUGGGGAUUCAGCUCUCUGAAUCGGACGCCAAAGAGCAGCAGUUCCGCAACUCGGAGUGGGGCCCCGAAUCGAGCGAAGCCAUGAUCCAAGAGCUGCGGGAUUUGCCCUGCGCAUGGGGUGGCACUAUGCGCGAGAUCGUUGACGCGACUCCAAGAAAUUUGAUCUCGAAGGUGUUCUUGGAGGCUAAGCUGUUCUCGACAUGGUAUCAUGGCCGCACGGUUCUUCUGGGAGACGCGGCUCACAAGAUGCUCCCUGGUGCCGGUGUAGGCGCUGUGAACGCGAUGCAUGACGCGGUCGUCCUCGCCAACUGCCUAUACAACAUGUCCGACUCAACCCCUAAGUGUAUCGAAGCAGCAUUCCAAGAUUACUACAGGGAACGAUACCCUCGAGCUGAAGAGCAAUACGCACGAAGCGAAGACAUGUCGAAAGUCAUCUUUGGCCAUGUAAAACACGGAACCCGAUUUUUCGCACAGAUUCGAGCGACAUAACUAUCCGUUUUCUCAAGUCAACUUUCAACUUUUUGCAUAUGUUUAGUCCUGGAAAGAGCGGCUCAUUCGCCAUUUGGUCCUGAACUACAUUCCAGACUGGGUGAUGAGCAAAGGACUCGCCAAGUCUUUCGAAUACCGCCCACAGGUAGCCUGGUUACCGCUAGCCCCAAACCGCGGUACAGGACAUGUACUUCCCCAAGAAGGUGUACGAAAAGUAGAAGAGCAGCAUGUGCACCCAAUUUGAAUUGCACCUUGAAACUGAUAGGACAACGAUAGAUUGAUUUGUGAAAGGAACAUGGGCGCCGCCAGCACGAAAUAAACACACGCGUCGCGCGUCAAAGACGAACGACGGACGCAAAAUUCAGCUGUCCUCAGCC
Gamsiella multidivaricata is the source of this 1831-nucleotide messenger RNA. RefSeq lists its product as uncharacterized. Lineage: Eukaryota; Fungi; Mortierellomycota; Mortierellomycetes; Mortierellales; Mortierellaceae. The record is from RefSeq and is a predicted model, not a curated record. Bases 222 to 1454 code for a protein of 410 amino acids. Gene Ontology annotation, molecular function: FAD binding; monooxygenase activity. The transcript has 7 exons.